Molecule: messenger RNA, 5330 nt
Organism: Carassius auratus (goldfish)
Lineage: Eukaryota; Metazoa; Chordata; Actinopteri; Cypriniformes; Cyprinidae
Product: adhesion G protein-coupled receptor B2
Exons: 30
Coding region: 684-5087 (1467 amino acids)
Biological process (GO): G protein-coupled receptor signaling pathway; negative regulation of angiogenesis; cell surface receptor signaling pathway
Cellular component (GO): plasma membrane
Molecular function (GO): G protein-coupled receptor activity
Source: RefSeq, a predicted model, not a curated record
AGGAGAACGUGAACGCGCUCCUUCUCGCUGCUACAGUGAAUGCGGGCUUCCAGACGCCUGACUGAGGGCGGCCGUUUUUAACUGAUAGCUCGGAUGUCACUGCAUGUUAAAGGUUCUGCCGAAGCCGAAAGGAAGAGAAGGCAAAUGUAUAUUCACACGGACGCUCAGGUGUAAGUGAUGCUACUGCAAGUUGAAGUCCAGGAAGUAAAACCGCAGCAUAUUGGGAAUAAACGGAUAGAUCGGCGUUCCCCGUUGCAGAGCGCACUCAGUGCGUUUGGAAUACAGACACGCAGCGUGGAAUUACUGGAGCCCUUAGUUUAUCAACUAGUCAACUCGUUUUCUACCGCAUUUAUUAUUUAUUUUUUAUAUAUAGGCUAUAUAUAUCGCAUUUUUCGUAUUACCUUCCAUGUUUUCUCUUCUUUUUGAUUUAUUUCGUUUGAUUAUGUUUGUUCCCUCAUUUCAUUCCAAUGUUAUUUAGUGUCUGCACUGUCAGUUUUUAUUUUUUAUUUUCACAUCCUCUGAAAAUAGCUCGGAUUCGUAUUUUGCGAGGGUAGAUUGUGGUAAAAGAUACUCAAUCUCAAACUGAGUCGUGUCAUGGAUGGCAAAUUGCAUUUGCAUCUACGGAACGAAUCGGCGAAUAUAGAAUAACUACUGCUGACAGAGACAAGGACAAAUGACAUAGGAUGAACACUGCUGGUCAUCUCUGUCUGUCUGUGCUGUCAUCCCUUUUUGCACUGGCCUGGGCUGUGGAGCCACUGGGUCAGGCUGCCCCCUGCUCCUCUCUGGUGGCUGGGGUCUUAUACGGCUCCUUCUCGCUCAGGGACCUCUUUCCCAGGCCGUCCGCUCUGGCAUCCGGAUGCUCCUGGACUGUGGAGAACCCUGACCCCACCAAGUACUCGCUCUAUUUCCGCUUCAAUCGCCAUGCUGGCGCCUGUUUAGCUUUUUCACCGCUGGUGCUGCCCCUGGACCACUACCUUUCGAACCAGACCUGUGGACUCCCAGACCAGCCCACCUUCCCCUCAGACCCUGAAGCCGUCGAACUUUGCAUGGUCCCAGGACCCCACACGUUCCUGCAAUUUGAUAAGAACUUUGUGCAGUUGUGCCUGACCACUCAUCCCGACAAAGAUGGAGACAAUGGAGAUGGGAUUUCCGAGGGCCAGGCUCCCUUAUCGGCGGAAACUCUGGACUUCCGGCUCAUUGAGGUUCUGCUCAUUAAUAAUGAGAAUUCAAGUCAGUUUACGUGUGGAGUCCUGUGCCGGUGGUUCGAGGAGUGCUUGCACGUCGGAUCAGGCUGGGAAACCGAGAGCUGCAGUAUCACCCAGACGGGAUGCGUGUGUCCCAACAUGGCACCUCCGGUCUCUCUUCUGCCCACUGCUCCCCACAACCACUCUUUAGACCCCAGCGCAAGCGUGUUGCAAUCCCCACCUGACGACUGUUGUGUCACACAGCUUCAUUCAAAGAACGGCAUUGCUAUAGCACCCAGGGAUGUCCGGCAAGAGCCUGAUGAUGAUGAGCAGAAGGUGAAGACACAAAGGCCACGAUCAGCUGACCAGCCGGGUGUGUUCCAAGCUCAAACAGGUGACCCAGCAGCGGAGGAGUGGUCUCAGUGGAGCGUGUGUUCGCUGACAUGUGGGCAGGGUUGGCAGGUCCGUUCUCGUUCAUGUGUAUCCUCUCCAUACGGGACCCUCUGCAGCGGCCCACUGAGGGAAACCCGACUCUGCAACAACACUGCCACCUGCCCAGGUGAGCCACAGCAUCAAGCAGUGGAGGGGCAGUGGUUGGAUUGGGCCGCCUGGUCUCAGUGCUCUGUUUCCUGUGGCUCCGGCACUCAGCAGAGGCAGCGGCGUUGCAGUGUGUCAGUUCAUGGCUGGGCAGAGUGUAAGGGGCCGCAUGCAGAAACUCGUGAGUGCACCAACCCAUCUUGUGGGGACGGAGGUAACUGGGGUGCUUGGAAUCACUGGAGCUUGUGCUCCAAAACCUGUGACUCUGGUUGGCAGCGGCGGUUCCGUAUGUGUGAAGGCACAGGAAUCCAGGGUUACCCUUGUGAAGGCUCUGGAGAGGAAGUGCGCUCCUGCAAUGACAAGAAAUGCCCAGCACCUCAUGAAAUAUGUAAGGAUGAGUACCAAGUAGACCUGACAUGGAAGAGAGCCUCAGCUGGAGAGACGGUAUACAACAAGUGUCCAUCAAAUGCCACUGGAUCUGCUAGUCGUCGUUGUUUGCUGGACGCUAAUGGAGUUGCUUACUGGGGUCCUCCGAGCUUCGCCAGAUGUGUCUCACUCGAAUAUAGAUAUUUACAUUUAUCUUUGCGAGAACAUCUUGCGAAGGGUCAGAGGACCCUGGCAGGGGAGGGCAUGUCUCAGAUCGUGAGGAGUCUCCUGGAGUUAAUGUCCCGUAAGAAUUAUUAUAGCGGCGACCUCUUAUUCUCUGUGGAGAUUCUCCGAAAUGUGACGGACACCUUCAAGCGAGCAACCUACAUCCCAGCUCCUGACGACGUGCAGAAAUUCUUCCAGAUUGUCAGCUUAAUGUUGGACAUUGAAAACCUGGAGAAGUGGGAAGAUGCUCACCAGGUCUCUCCGGGUUCUGUGUUACUGAUGCGAGUUGUGGAAGACUUCAUUCAUCUUAUUGGAGAGGCUCAAAAGCCAUUCCAGAGCUUUCUGGUCGUCACCAACAACCUCAUAAUCACCAUCCAGCGUGAACCAGUCUCGGCUGUUUCCAGUGACAUCAACUUCCCCAUGAAGGGAAGGAGAGGAAUGAAAGACUGGGCACGUUCUGCAGACGACAAGCUCUUCAUCCCCAAAGAAGUCUUCACCCUGUCCUCCGAUGAAUCAGAUGACACACCAUAUUUCGUCAUUGGAGCCAUCCUGUAUCGCACCCUCGGCCUCAUAAUGCCCCCACCAAAAGAUCCAUUCGUGAUCAGCUCGAAGAUUCUCACAGUGACUGUGCGUCCUUUACCCAAGCCCACCGAGCCCUUGGUAUCAGUAGAACUUGCCCCUUUGCUCAAUGGCACAACAGAUCCUCAGUGUGUUGUCUGGGACUACGGAAACCCAGAGGCUGGCGAAGAAAACUGGGACGCUGAGAGCUGCCAAACGCUCCCAUCGCCGGCAGUCUCCCAGACCAAAUGUCUGUGCAGCAAGCUGUCCACCUUUGCAGUGUUAGCGCAGAAAGCUAAAGAACCGGGUAUGGGGCCGUCCAGUAUACCGUCUGUGCCCCUCAUGGUGGGCUGUGGCAUAUCUUGUACGGCUCUUCUCAUUCUGCUGCUCAUCUAUGCUGCCUUUUGGAGGUACAUUCGUUCAGAAAGGUCCAUCAUCUUGGUGAACUUCUGCCUGUCCAUACUGGCCUCCAAUGUGCUGAUACUGGUGGGACAGUCCCAAACUCUCAGUAAGGGACUGUGCACUGUGACUGCUGCCUUUUUGCACUUCUUCUUUCUGGCCUCUUUCUGCUGGGUACUGACAGAGGCAUGGCAGUCCUACCUGGCUGUGAUUGGCAAGAUGAGGUCCCGCCUCAUUCGCAAGCGUUUCCUGUGCCUGGGUUGGGGUCUUCCAGCCCUUGUGGUCGCUGUAUCUGUGGGUUUUACCCGUGCCAGAGGUUAUGGCACACCAAGUUAUUGUUGGUUGUCUCUGGAAGGAGGGCUGCUCUAUGCUUUUGUCGGUCCUGCUGCUGUCAUUGUACUGGUGAACAUGCUGAUUGGAAUAGUGGUCUUCAACAAGCUCAUGUCUAGAGAUGGCAUCUCAGACAAGUCCAAAAAGCAGAGAGCAGGUCCGCCGUUGGAAGCGCGUAGCAGGCUGCUCCUGAAAUGCUCCAAGUGCGGUGUGAUCUCCAGCACCGCCCUGUCCAGCUCUACAGCCAGCAGCGCCAUGGCCUCGUUAUGGAGCUCUUGUGUGGUUCUCCCUCUGUUGGCACUCACAUGGAUGUCAGCUGUGCUGGCCAUCACAGACCGCCGAUCAACCCUCUUCCAGGUGCUCUUUGCGGUCUUUGAUUCAGUCCAGGGAUUUGUCAUCAUCACCGUGCACUGUGCCAUGCGCCGAGAGGUGCAGGACGCAGUGCGCUGCAGGAUGGGUGGUUGCAAAGAUGACAGUGAAAACUCUCCGGACUCCUGCAAGAAUGGCCAGGUGCAGAUCAUGACGGACUUUGAGAAAGAUGUGGAUUUGGCAUGUCAAACAGAAAGAGGACACCCAUUCAUCUUUAAGGAGGUAAACACCUGUAACCCCGCUACCAUAACUGGCACUCUAUCCCGCAUCUCCCUGGAUGACGAAGAUGACCCCAAGUUGGCGGCUCAUCAGGAAGGUAUGAAUUUUAGCAGCCUGCCUGGGAACAUCGCACCCCCUAACCUCCUGGUGCAGGUACCUCCUUUGGUUCCCCUGAAUGAACUAAGUGAGCAGCCACUAAAGAAGGAGGUCAAUGUUGAGCAACAAGGUCAGCAUCAACAAUCUGGACCCAUCUACCUGUGCACCGAGAGUGGGCUGGGUUGGGCCCGACCAAAUCCAUCUUCCACCCAGGAUUCAGCUGGUGGUGGAGGGGGGGAAGGGGACUACAUGGUGUUGCCUUGUCGGACAGUCAGUCUCAAGCCCCCUCCUCCAGCCCAGGAUGAGGGGAAGCCCCUGAACAUUACAGUAGAUGAGCCUCCUUUUCCUCCACCCCCUUCACCAUUGACUCUGCAUCCAGCAGAAAGUGAGGCAUACCCAGCAGACUUUGCAGCUGUGGACCACAUCAGCAUGAACUUAAACCGCUCAUACAGCACACUAAAACAGUUGCCGGUCCACACUGGGCACACGCACUCCCACACCAACACCCGCACCCUACAGGUCAAGCAGAAUCAUCCCUCUGUCCGGCAGAUCCUCACCUCUCGAAAAGUGGAGCGCACCAGAACCCUUCCCCGCAACCUGGGCAGCACCAACACCAGCCACUCGGCUGGAUCUUUGGAAAGGAAAAGAGUACGGUACUCUGAGCUGGACUUUGAGAAAGUGAUGCACACUCGCAAAAGACACUCAGAGCUCUACCAUGAACUCAACCACUCCACCAAGUUCAAUACCAUAGACAGGUAUAACAGGGACCCUGCCAUGUCCUCCUUCAAGGUAAGACCCCUUUAACCUGCGAACCCACACUGUGGUACCCAUCCCUGACAUGCUCAAAUCGUGCACCACCCUUAGCCACAAUUUAAGUGAAAUAAUCUUUUCCUGUGUUUUCUAAAAAUCCUGCAUAAUUGCGUCAUAAAGUCUGUAACUCGUGCAAUGCUGGAGGAGUUUUAAAGCAAUAGUAACUGGAUCACUAAUUGAUUACUUGAAUUACUGAUAAUAGUUACAUAAAUCAUUUGUUACCACAGGAAACAUCUU